Messenger RNA from Schizophyllum commune H4-8, 1674 nucleotides. RefSeq names its product guanine nucleotide binding protein beta subunit 2. Bases 244 to 1293 code for a protein of 349 amino acids. Gene Ontology annotation, cellular component: cytoplasm; heterotrimeric G-protein complex. Lineage: Eukaryota; Fungi; Basidiomycota; Agaricomycetes; Agaricales; Schizophyllaceae. Gene Ontology annotation, molecular function: protein binding; signaling receptor complex adaptor activity. The record is from RefSeq and is a predicted model, not a curated record. Gene Ontology annotation, biological process: G protein-coupled receptor signaling pathway. The transcript has 6 exons.
CAGACCGUCCUCGCCGCCGUUCGCGCUCGUUUCUCGUCGUCGUCACCGUCGUGGACGUUGGACGCUCUUUGCGACCGUCUUCUGUCCUCCCCAUUCUUGUUAAGCAGCCAGGGCUCAUCUCCGACGCUCUGCGUUAGCUCUCCUUUCGUACUGUCACAGUUUUCUACGGUCUUCAACUCCUCGUACUCAUAAGCGCCCCUCAAGCACUAGUCCAGUCGCUUAUCAUUUCCUUAUUCCGCCGACAUGUCGCAAAACCAAGGUGAUAUACAGGAGCGCAUAGCCGCCGCCCGCCGCGAGGCGGAAAGCCUGAAGGAGAAGAUCAGGGCAAAGAAGGAAUCGUCGGCGGACACCAGCCUGCGCGCCAUGGCAGCCGAGGUCGACGCGUUGCCUCGCAUCGUUAUGCGUCCGCGACGGGCCCUGAGGGGGCAUCUCGCCAAGAUCUACGCGAUGCACUGGGCCGCCGACCGGAGACACUUGGUGUCCGCCUCGCAAGAUGGAAAGCUCAUCGUCUGGGACGCGUACACUACGAACAAGGUUCACGCCAUCCCGCUCCGCUCCAGCUGGGUCAUGACCUGCGCAUACUCCCCGUCCGGCAACUUCGUCGCCUGCGGUGGUCUCGACAACAUCUGCUCCAUUUACAACCUCCAAAACAAGGAAGGGAACAGUGUCAGGGGUGCUCGUGAGCUGAGCGCGCACUCUGGCUACUUGAGUUGCUGCCGCUUCCUCAACGACCGCCAAAUCGUGACCAGCUCAGGUGACAUGACCUGCAUGCUCUGGGACAUCGAAGCGGGUGUCCGCGUCGUGGAGUUCAGCGACCACACAGGAGACGUGAUGAGCCUCUCCCUCGGCCCCAACCAGAACAUCUUUGUGUCUGGCGCUUGCGACGCCACCGCGAAGAUUUGGGACAUCCGUAGCGGUCGCGCUACUCAGACCUUCACUGGCCAUGAGUCCGACAUCAACGCCGUACAAUUCUUCCCUAACGGCGACGCGUUUGCCACCGGCUCCGACGAUGCUUCUUGCCGUCUCUUCGACCUCCGGGCCGACCGCGAGCUGAACACGUUCACUCACGACAACAUCUUGUGCGGUAUCACCUCCGUCGCUUUCUCCAUCUCGGGUCGCAUUCUCUUUGGUGGUUAUGAUGACUGGACUUGCAAUGUUUGGGAUACCCUUAAGGGCGAGCGUGUGGGUGUGUUGACAGGCCACGAAAACCGUGUCAGCUGCUUGGGUGUCAGCUCGGACGGCAUGGCUCUCUGCACGGGUAGUUGGGAUAGCACUCUCAGGGUUUGGGCCUAAACUCCAAGCUGUUGUAUAUGUACACCUGGAUGCCCACCCCUUUGAUUUCCCGCCGUUGUAGAGAUCCCCGCUGUCAUCCGACUUUGGCGCAGUGGCCUGUCCGACUUGUAUGAGAUCUAUACCCACCUGCGAGCCCCCAUCCACGAUGCAAGGACGCCUCGAGUCGGUCGUUACUCACUUUCUAAGCCCCUUCCACCUUGAUCCCCCUACGUAACUUGUGUCUUAUAUAUCCCGUCACUUUGACCUGUCUUUAUGCUUCUCCUUUCUUCAGAUGCUUCUGAUUAACGUAUAUAGGGCCAAUCCGUAUCUCACUUAUUCGGCGGAAUAUAGCAUACGAUAAACGCAGCUUGAGCUUAUGGAGACUGGCAGUUCGACUUCGGA